Messenger RNA from Gloeophyllum trabeum ATCC 11539, 654 nucleotides. RefSeq lists its product as uncharacterized. NCBI's taxonomy places the organism in Eukaryota, Fungi, Basidiomycota, Agaricomycetes, Gloeophyllales, Gloeophyllaceae. Bases 1 to 564 code for a protein of 187 amino acids. The transcript has 4 exons. The record is from RefSeq and is a predicted model, not a curated record.
AUGUCCGAAUCUGCAACUGAGGUGGAGACGGGAGCGCAUGAAGUCCGCAUCACACUCCAUGGGAAGAUGCAGACAUGGGUUGGGUUCGCGUUGGACUUUCUGGCUAAGAACGAAACUCGACCGUUGGUACUCCACACUCUACCCGCUAAGCGGGACAAGGAAAGCGGUCCAGAGGAUGCCGACAAGGAUCAAGUAAAGCGUGGCCUGCCUCCUUCGACGGCCGCGGUUCCGCGUCUUACCUCAGUGGUCGAGAUCAUCAAGCGAGAAUUCGUCAAGCUAGACGGGACGCCGGAGGAGCGUACACUGCACCAGUACAAUGAAGUGGGCUGCCUGGAUGAAGAUGAGCCACCAACAGCAGACGAGACAGGCGAGCAGGCUAGAAGAGACGCCCUGAUGAAAGCACUGGAAGGCAAGCACCAUCUGAGAAUUAGCAAAACGCCGUACAUGAGAGUGACCCUUUGUCGCAAGGAAGUGCCGGGCCUGAACGCAACAUAUCAAGGAGCUGUAGCGAAACGACUGUCGAGGUCAGCAAAGGCCAGAGCGAAGAAGAGGGCGGCGGAAUAGCGUAUUUGGGCUGAUAAGUGUGUAUUACAUAAUUAGCGGAGUGGCAAAAAUGUGGCUCAGGCGUCGCGUUUGUUCGCUGUUCAAGUCGCC